UCGUAUUUUGAUUUCAAUUUUGCCAAGAAAAAGUGGUGAAAUUCGGCAUUUCUCUGAAAGAAUGUGUGUCAAUUUUUUGAGAAAUGCAAUGCCAAACCGAGCGGAACCCCAAUUAAAUUCUUUGUCCAUGUAAUGAUGCAAAAAGUUCCGUUACGCCACUGUUUUGGGGGCCUGUCGGCAGCAAAUCCACCUUCGUCUCCCUUAAUAUCUCACUCUUUCCCCUGUGUUAGAACAGGACGGCCUGUGUUGGUCCCAAUUUAUAUCAAUUUCUACCAGCUGGUGGUGAGUCAGUCGCUCGCCAUUUAACCCGGAUCAGUGACCUUUUCUGUCAAAAUGCGCCGCCCCCAGUCGUGUGACACUUUCGUGGUGUUGCCACCUUUGACGCAACACGGAGUCGUUUUCGGCAAAAACUCAGAUCGGCCUCAAGGAGAGGUCCAGGAAGUGGUUUACGUACCAGCAACACAGUCUUCGGAACCUGUCAAAUGCACUUACAUCGAAAUCGAGUCGACUGGGGCCACCAAGGCGGUCAUUUUGAGCAAGCCGGGAUGGAUGUGGGGCGCCGAGAUGGGGGCUAACGAAUGUGGAGUGGUCAUCGGGAAUGAGGCGGUCUGGACGAACGACAACGAGGGGGACCAUGACCCCACAGUCAAAAGACUUAUAGGCAUGGAUUUGGUUCGAUUAGGGUUGGAAAGAGGGGCCUCUGCGGGCGAAGCCAUGGAUGUUAUAACACAAUUAUUAGAAAAGUACGGACAAGGGGGCCCUUGUUCACACACUGACCCUAAUUUUACCUAUCAUAAUUCGUUUCUAAUAGCUGAUCCUAACACGGCUUGGGUAUUGGAAACUUCGGGCAAACAUUGGGCUGCUGUUGAAGUCACAAGUGGAUAUAGAAAUAUAUCAAACGUGUUGACUAUUACUACAAAAAUAGAUAAAAUGUCUGAAGGAUUAGAGGAGUACGCGAAAUCGAAAGGUUUAUGGAAUGGAGAGAGCGAAUUUAACUUUUGUGAAGCCUUCAGUGGCGAAAAACGGCCUGGGGAUGCGCGGUAUUUGGCCGGUGAAAAACUACUAGCAAAAUACACAAAUUCUAAUAAUUUCAAAGAAACCGAUAUGUUUGCAAUUCUAAGAGACAAAAAUUCGGAAAUUUGCAGACGCUGUGAUGCCCCUUUUCCGACUCAGGGCAGUCAGGUCUCAGUUUUGAGCUCCUCGCGUCCAAGCGUGCACUGGUUCACCGCCACUCCAGACCCUUCUGUUUCCGUUUACAAACCGUUUAUUUUUUCCCCAAACGCGGUCAUUUCAAACCAUACGAAGUGUCCCGAAAGCGACAAAACGGCCCCUCAUACCCUCUAUUCGCUCCAUUCCCAAGCGGUGAAAAGGGGCAGCGACGUUCAGUCUUUGUUAAGGAACAUGGAGGCCGAUUGCGUGAAUGAAUUGGAGGCGGUUUUGGCAAAUGUCGGCGAUGACCUCUCCGAAUUCGACGAAUUGCUCAAGGAUUGCGUCGAAACCGAAGUGAAAUUUUAUCGUUAGGUUUUUUUAUGCACAGUUAUUUUACUGGAGUAGCUUUGAUAUAGUCGCUUGAUGCGUUAUCAGGAAUGUAAUGGACAUUUCUGCUAUUUUGUAGCCAAAUAAUCGUUGUGAUGUGCUUAGAUGUGGCAAUUUCAGAGGUUGUGGUCUCUUUGCAUGCUUCAUCGAGGUUUUUUUGUGAUAUGUUUCGUUUGAGAACAAAGUGACGUUUUUAUGUAUUAUUUUAUUUUUUUAUUACGUAUACCUAUUUAAACUUACAUUAUACACAUUACUACUCAAGAUAUGUUACGUCAUGUACUAAUUGAGCAUUGUUUGCACAUUCCAUGAAUAAAGUGAGCAAGAUCA
Tribolium madens (black flour beetle) is the source of this 1863-nucleotide messenger RNA. RefSeq names its product secernin-3. Gene Ontology annotation, biological process: proteolysis. NCBI's taxonomy places the organism in Eukaryota, Metazoa, Arthropoda, Insecta, Coleoptera, Tenebrionidae. The record is from RefSeq and is a predicted model, not a curated record. Gene Ontology annotation, molecular function: dipeptidase activity; cysteine-type exopeptidase activity. The transcript is spliced from 6 exons. Bases 334 to 1521 code for a protein of 395 amino acids.